AUGAAUACUUACAAAUCAAUAAUACGGCAAUCUUCUAAUGAGCAGCUACAAGAACAACCACUAAAUUUUUCAACUAAUUCAACUAAUGAUAUUACAAUACCAGCAGCAACAACGCUUUGGCAAGAAUUCGGUCAAGUUGAGAAACACAACUUCGAUAAUCAGUGUAACGUUGUAGCUUCCGGCAUAAACACAACUUCAGUCCCGGUUCCACCAAGAUCCCUGCUCACUUAUCAACCCCCAAUAUUUAUGGCACCAGGAUUUUUGUCGUCAUCUUAUAUGUCUUCAUUUGCUGCAGCGGCCGCGAUGUCAGCCGCAAUGAAUGCCGCAGUACAUCGCCUUCCGCAUCAGUUAUCAUCAAUGAGUAAUAGUGUGGUGGAAUCAGACCCAGCAACGAUUUCAGUAAAUUCGUUCUGUUCGAUGAAUACAGCACAGAGUCCAGCACCAACAUCGCCAGCACUUUCCUGUGCGGUUUGCGGUGAUGUGUCUAGCGGAAAGCAUUACGGAAUUCUGGCAUGUAAUGGUUGCAGUGGUUUCUUCAAGCGGAGUGUACGACGUCGACUAAUUUACCGAUGUCAGGCUGGUACCGGCUCCUGUAUCGUUGAUAAAGCACACCGUAAUCAGUGUCAGGCUUGUAGGCUUAAAAAAUGCCUCAGUAAAGGAAUGAAUAAAGAUGCUGUACAGAAUGAGCGACAACCACGUAAUACAGCUACAGUUCGUACUCAGAAUGAGUCGGAAUUUUCGACAUCAUCAAGUUUUUACAAUACGGUAACAACGGCACUUUGUGUGAAUGGCGAAAUACCAGACUCCACUUCCGGUGUAUUGAUGGCAAAAGGUUCUUCUCCGAUUAGUGAUUCCGGUAAACAGGAUUUCUCAGAGAUAUUUGGUAGCGAAAAAAUUGAUGAAGUUAGACGUGGUGUUGAAAAUGAAAAUGUCCAAGAAGCUUCUACAAGACUUUUAUUUUUGGCCAUUAAAUGGGCUAAAAAUCUUCCAUCAUUUGCGUCACUGUCACUUCGUGAUCAGUUAAAAUUGCUGAAAGAAAAUUGGUGCGAUCUUUUCCUCCUCAGUGUGUUCCAAUGGUCACUUCCAAUGGACAAAUGUCCCUUGCUGAAUACUUUGCAAACUGAUCCGUCCAGUUUUCGUUAUUUGAACGAUUUAUUCUUUCGGAUUCGUAGUUAUGGUAUUGAUCAUGGCGAAUUUGCUUGCUUAAAGGCCAUAGUGUUGUUUAGGCCAGAAACAAGAGGAUUAAAGAAUCUAGUUCAAAUUGAAGAUCUACAAGAUCAAGCACAGCAAACACUGGCCAAACAUACAAUGAAUUCAUCACCAGCAAGAUUUGGCCGAUUACUUCUUCUGUUACCACUCUUGCGAACUAUAAGCGCUGAGAAAAUUGAGCGAAUGUUUUUCAUGGCUACAUUUGGAAACACAUCAAUCGAUCAAAUCAUUUGUAAGAUGUAUAACGGAUGA
Molecule: messenger RNA, 1461 nt
Organism: Brugia malayi
Lineage: Eukaryota; Metazoa; Nematoda; Chromadorea; Rhabditida; Onchocercidae
Gene: Bma-fax-1
Exons: 10
Coding region: 1-1461 (486 amino acids)
Biological process (GO): anatomical structure development; cell differentiation; positive regulation of transcription by RNA polymerase II
Molecular function (GO): RNA polymerase II cis-regulatory region sequence-specific DNA binding; nuclear receptor activity; zinc ion binding
Source: RefSeq, a predicted model, not a curated record